Ectocarpus sp. CCAP 1310/34 is the source of this 426-nucleotide messenger RNA. The record is from the annotation of a GenBank genome assembly. Lineage: Eukaryota; Phaeophyceae; Ectocarpales; Ectocarpaceae.
AUGCAUCACUUCGACCCCUACUCCUCCACUUCCUUCUCACCACUUCAGGCUCUGGAUUCACGCCUCACGCUCCAUGAAGCUUGCAGGAUUUGCACAGCGGUAACGGGUUUUGUGGCCAUCGCUUGUCCUGCCAGACAGCAAGCAACAACUCGGAGGCGACGAGGGGAGGAGAACGGGCUGUCUGGUCAUCCGGAGGGAGAGGAGAAAGGGGAGGAGGCGUUAUUGUCCAUUGGGGACGACUCCAUGGACCCAGAACAGUUCUCACGGGCCGUAUUCCACUGCGGUGAUCUCAAGACCUGGGAUGGCUUGUGCCCCGUGUCCCAGAGAGUCGGUCGCUUCGUCGUGCACGAUCUGUACGAACGUUUCUUGGAAAGGACAGGAGAAGCUUCGUUGUGGUGGACCCGCGAUGGCUCCAUGCUACACUAA